Messenger RNA from Solenopsis invicta (red fire ant), 1278 nucleotides. RefSeq names its product odorant receptor 9a-like. Gene Ontology annotation, biological process: detection of chemical stimulus involved in sensory perception of smell; sensory perception of smell. The record is from RefSeq and is a predicted model, not a curated record. The coding region runs from base 37 to 1215 and encodes 392 amino acids. Gene Ontology annotation, cellular component: plasma membrane. The transcript has 4 exons. Gene Ontology annotation, molecular function: olfactory receptor activity; odorant binding. NCBI's taxonomy places the organism in Eukaryota, Metazoa, Arthropoda, Insecta, Hymenoptera, Formicidae.
UAACGUGCAACGUAAAGGUCUACACUGACUGCAAUAAUGUCGCAGAACGACGAUCUGGCAUAUGCCAUGACGAUCUAUAAAUUCUUAACUCUGCCAUUAGGCGUUUGGCCCCUGCAAAAAUAUAAUACAUUUUCUUUGGUCCGUUCUAUCAUAUGUGGUUUUAGCAUAACUGUAAUGUUGAUCACGUUACUUAUUGAAAUCAAUUUCGGUAGUGACGAUGUGUACUUAAAACUCGAUGCUCUUAUGCUUAUAAUCUGCAACAGUCUCGCUGUAACAAAGUUAUUGGCAUUCCGCUUAUACGCCGACAAUCUAACUCGCAAUUAUUCUUCUGCUGUGAAUGAUUAUCUCACGAUUGACACUAAGGAGAAACGUACGAUCAUGCGACGACACGCAUUUCUGGGAAGGAUGAUUUGCUACAGUAUCUUAUUUUUCGCUUAUUUGGGUUCAAUAACUUUUAUAUUCACGCCUAUGUUUGCAGGCGAUAGUGAGAAUAUCCAAGUUAAUGUAACCGCCAAGAAUAAAAUUUCAGAAUUACCCGUGCCCGUAACAUUUUUAGGGGAGUUAUGUCUCCCUACGAGUGUAUACGUCGUGAUUUCUACAGUGCAAGUAUUUAUAAUGAUACUUACUUCCACCAGCAAUUGUGGUAAUGAUUCACUUUACUUCGCUAUCACUCUUCAUGUAUGCGGACAAAUAAAAAUUUUAAAAAUUGAAUUUCUUAAAUACGGCAUGAAGAGCAAAAACCUAAAUGAAGAUUUUUCAAUAUUGGUAUUAAGACAUCGUUAUCUAAUAAAGCAUGCGGAAUAUUUGGCAGAUGCAAUAAGCUCUGUUUUACUUAUCCAACUGUUAUUAAGUUGUAUUAUUAUUAGUUUAGUAGGUUUCCAAUUGAUCUGGGCAUUGAAAAUGAAUGAUGCAGUCAUAAUAAUUAAAACCACAUCAGUGUUGAGUGCUUUAUUGUUACAGUUGUUCUUUUAUAGUUGUGUAGGCGAUUAUCUGAAAUGUCAAACGGAAGAAAUCGCUAACUCAAUUUACAGCUGCAAUUGGUACAAUUUACCAACGAAAUUGAUAAGAAAUGUUUUGUUCGUCAUCAUGCGAUCGCAACAACCUGUUCAACUGCUAGCUGGCCGAUGUUUUGUUGUAAACAUUAAAACUUACAUGACUAUAUUAAAGAGCUCACUCUCGUAUUUGUCCGUUCUACGAGUAAUGAUGAAUACGUAAAUGAAGAUUAGCCAUGUAAUUGUUCAAAUAAAAUCUUAAAAAGAUAUUAUUGUACACACGUAA